GCCGAGGCCCCGGCCGCCGCCCAGAGCCCCCGCGGGCCUCUCGCCGCGGGCCCGGGCGUGGUGCUGUACCUGUGCCCGGAGGCGCAGUGCGGACAGACCUUCGCCAAGAAGCACCAGCUGAAGGUGCACCUGCUGACACACAGCAGCAGCCAGGGCCAGAGGCCCUUCAAGUGCCCCCUGAGCGGCUGCGGCUGGACCUUCACCACGUCUUACAAGCUCAAGAGACACCUGCAGUCGCACGACAAACUGCGGCCAUUUGGCUGCCCGGUGGAGGGCUGUGGCAAGAGCUUCACCACCGUGUACAACCUCAAGGCGCACAUGAAGGGGCACGAGCAGGAGAACUCCUUCAAAUGCGAGGUCUGUGAGGAGAGCUUCCCCACGCAGGCCAAGCUCAGCACCCACCAGCGCAGCCACUUCGAGCCCGAGAGGCCUUACCAGUGUGCGUUCUCUGGCUGCAAGAAGACGUUCAUUACUGUGAGUGCCCUGUUUUCUCAUAACCGCGCCCAUUUCAGGGAACAGGAACUCUUUGCCUGCUCCUUCCCUGGCUGCAGCAAGCAGUAUGACAAGGCUUGCAGGCUCAAGAUUCACCUGCGCAGCCACACGGGAGAGAGGCCUUUCCUUUGUGACUUCGAUGGCUGUGGCUGGAAUUUCACCAGCAUGUCCAAACUCUUGAGACACAAGAGGAAGCACGACGACGACCGCCGGUUCACCUGUCCCGUAGAGGGCUGCGGGAAGUCCUUCACCAGGGCCGAGCACCUGAAAGGCCACAGCAUAACCCACCUGGGCACGAAGCCCUUCGUGUGCCCCGUGGAAGGCUGCUGUGCCAGGUUCUCCGCCCGGAGCAGUCUCUACAUCCACUCCAAGAAGCACUUGCAGGACGUGGGCACCUGGAAAAACCGCUGCCCGGUCUCCACCUGUAACAAACUCUUCACGUCCAAGCACAGCAUGAAGACCCACAUGGCCAAGAGGCACAACCUCAGCCAGGACCUCCUGGCCCAGCUGGAAGCUGCCAACUCCCUCACACCCAGCAGUGAACUCACCAGCCAGGGCCAGAACGACCUCAGUGGUGCAGAGCUAGUGUCUCUGUUCUCGGAUGUGCCUGGCCACAGUUCUGCUGCCGUGCUGGACACGGCCUUGGUCAAUUCCGGGAUCUUGACGAUUGACGUGGCCUCUGUGAACUCGACCCUCGCGGGAAGUCUCCCUGCUGAUAACAGUAACCAUUCCUUAGGGCCAGCGGUGGACCCCCGGGCCCUCAGGGCCCCCACUGACCUUCCCCAGAGUCUGGAUACCUCUCUCUUCUUCGGAACCUCGGUGGCUGGCUAUCAGCAGAGCCCCUUAGACAUGGACGAUGUCUCCGGUGGAAACGUGGGGCUCUUUGGCUCCUUGGCUCUGAAAAGCUCCAGCCUGGAGCCCCAGGCUUUGACACCCAGCAAUAAGUUAACUGUGGACACCGAAGCUCUGACUCCCUCCAGCACCCUCUGUGAAAACAGUGUCUCAGAACUACUGACCCCUGCCAAAGCCGAUUGGAACGUGCACCCCGAGUCUGACUUCUUUGGGCACGAGGAAGAAACCCAGUUUGGAUUCUCCAACCCGGCAGGAAGCCACGCUUCUCAGAAAGAAACAGACCUUAUCACGGUGACUGGCACCCCGUUUUUGGUAUGAACCUACUCGGCCCGUGCCCUGACGGGUGGCUCGCUUUCAUUGAUUACACUCCAAUCUGAGGAUGUCCUGUUCUGGACGGAGUGCUGACUUACCUGCGGUCCUUUCUUGCUGCUUUGCAAAGGAGCGCAUCUGUGGACUAUACAGAUUGAGAGAUUGAAAUUCUCACCCCGAGUCUGGAACUCAUGAGUUCUGUGACCGUGAGCAAGUCUCUUAACCUAACUGAGCCUUAAUUCAUUAUUUAUAAAAUUAGGUGUUUUGUUUAGAUUGUUUCUAUUUCCUUUUCAACGGUAUUUCCAUUCUUUGUACUCCUUUGGUGUGAAUUUUUAGAGUAUUUUAUAGUGUUUACAUAUAAUUGUAAUGUAAUGAAAAGGGCUUUGAUCCCUUUGAACAUUAAAUGAUCAGUGCUAGAUGAACUGGUGUUUUUAACUUUUAAUAUGAAACUUACCUCAUGUCCACAAUAUCCAUAAUAUCAGUAGAGUGCAAAAAUAUGGAAUAUUAUUUGUUUGUUUGAUCUUUGUCUACUUGUGGUGUCUUUCUAUAGGAGGUUUUAUUUUCAUGUUGAACAAUGUCAGGGUUUUGAUAUAUUGCAAGCAUAUUCUAAAAUAUUGCCUCUUAACAUUGAACAAGUGGCCUUAUAUUAGUCAUUCUGUCUUGCUGAGCCUUACUUUCGUAGCUUUACAGUGGUCAUAGGAAUGCACAUUGUUUGCAAUCAUUUUGGAUCUUUUUUAUGCUUGGGAUUGUUACUGAAGGGAAAAUACAUGUUUUGGCUUUGUCAAUCUUUAAUUUUCUUGCCUCCAUAUUUCAUCUCUUAAACAAAAAUUAGCAAAUGUUUAUGUCGUAGUUUUGCAUCCAUUAAAAUUUAUAGGCAUUAAGCAUACAUGGGGAUUUGUACCUUCCACAGAUUGAGGAGGACUUUCUCUAUAGAGUUCUUAUUUGACACUGGUCACAGUUCCAUUUGACCAGUUUACUGGGGUCUGUUCAGUAUCAAAGCCAGCUCUUGGCCUGAAUCUACUAGUUCAAUAAAAUUUGGGAAUGAACCAGAAGGAAAUGUUCUUUUGUCUUGGGGCCCUCAUUCCUAAUGCUCUCUGGAAUGAGAGGCUUGCUGUGCAUUUUGAAAUACUGUCACUUUUAACACGAGUGUAGCAUUUUAUGAUUUAUAUAGAAAUUUCAUAUCUAAUAUAUUUGAUUGUCAUAAUCCUCAUGAGAAAGUGUGAACUUCAACUGAUAUUAACACUUUCCUGACCUAUGACAAAUGGAGUUCACUUAGUAAAUAUUAUUUGUAGUUCAAAUAGAAGAGGAACUAUUUCUACCUCUCUCAUUCUGCUGUUCUGAAUUCCGUGACCAUUUGCUUAUGAGCAAAGUCUUUUGUUCCUCCUAAGUAUAUACUUGUUCCUUUAUGCAGUUCUGCCCCACCCCCGUUACUGUAGUCCUUGGUAUACAUACCAAUCUGUGCCAUGCCUCUACCUUUUUUCUAAUUAGACACUUCUUUUUGGUCACCCCUUUGUCACAUGAUCUAAUUUUAUUCACAAUAAUUACUGCAGUCAUUGUAUGCAAUGAGAAGGUAUUUUCUGAAUCCAGAUUACAAGUGUGUUUACAGGAAUCAGAUGAUAAUGGGGUUAUUUUUUCUAUAAGGUCUGAUGACAAGUACCUCUCCAAAUUUGUUCACCAAGUUUUCUACUAGCAUAUAGUUGUCCUAAAACAUUCAAGUUCAAUACUGUUUUCAUGAGGAAAAUAGUUUUUAUAGCACCUUGGCAAUAUAUAAUUUGCCACUUUGAAAUGCAUUAUGUACUAUCUUUAUAAUUUUUAAAUUGGUUGAACCUAUUCAAUGAAAAGGUAAAAAGUAGACAUUGAUUUGUAGUUUAAAGAAGUAUUCAGAAUUUUAGUGUGUCCAAGCAUUAAGAGUAUUAUUCCCUUAGUACUUUGAAAAGAUUUUUAAGACUGUUUUAGAAUGUAUCUUCAUGAGUUAAAACAAACAUUUCUCAUUUCAUUUUGCAAGGACUGCAAAGGCCUGAGGUAAACACACAUUUCAUAAGCAUUUAUUAAGAUAUAUAACCAUAAAGAUAUUGUUUCUUUUACAUUUUUUCCAAUUAAAGACUAUAACAAAACAUUCUUACCUAUAUUCUGUAGAAUAUCCAAAGGAUAAAUUUUAAUUUCUUGAUAAAAGUCAUGUUAUCAUUAUGAUUUCUCUAUGAACAUUGCCCUAGCAUGAUGGUGGAAUGACUGUAAUUGCAGUCAGAGAUGUGACUACAAACAUAAUGGUUGUAUUUCUGUUGUUAACAUAAAUUUGUCAUUUUAAAAAUGAUGAGUCAUGAGUUAGUUUUAUCUCCUUUACCUUUUGUGAUUUUUUCAGUCUCUUGAUUUGUUAAAAUUUGCCAAUGUAAUUGUGUUAAUAACAAUGUCUUAUAGGAAGUUUGUUUUCAAAGGGCCCUGUUAAGCCUACUUGAUCAUAUAAAAGAUGUUAAUCUUGG
Cricetulus griseus (Chinese hamster) is the source of this 4130-nucleotide messenger RNA. The record is from RefSeq and is a predicted model, not a curated record. NCBI's taxonomy places the organism in Eukaryota, Metazoa, Chordata, Mammalia, Rodentia, Cricetidae.